AUUGCACUUAUCCUCAAGCUCUAUAGCUAUCGCUCCUAACAGUUGCCGUCCGGCUACUUCCAGUUACCAACACCAAGCUUUGCCCAAGGGAUAGCCCGCCACCAUGUCCCAGUUUCAGUAUCGUUGGGUCUUCGAGUAUCCUCACGUGGGCUUGAACAUGGUUUCUGAGUCUCCUCCUAAGCUCCACAAUCUUCAUGAGCCCAGUGAAGGUUCCGACCUCAAGCUAGACCCACACGCCUGUUCUCACGAAAUUGCUUCGGAUACCGACACAGAUGAUGAAGACAGUUUAGUUGACUUGGAAGAUCUGGAACACAACAAUCCUGAAUCCGAUAACAACCAACACAGUGCAGAACGUGGUCGCUGGCAUCCGCAUGCACUUCACUUCCUCGCUCAAGUUCCUCAAAGUGACGCCGACUGGUCCCGCUACCUCUCUAACAACGUCGAUGUCCGCUCCUUGUGCUAUCGUCUCAAGAUACCCUACCUGUUCCCGGGCUUUCAAGCUCACCUCAAUUGGCCACGGUUCUUCAACGAAUGUACCUGGCAUCUUGCCCGGGCUUGCAACAAUCCCCCGCUUGGUUCCCUCUUCUCACUCAUUUUCGUGGCUGCCUGCCAUGUUGCGCUCAUCGAUGGCUGCCCGCGAGAGGAAGUGUACAAUGGCCUGAGGGCUUGUGUGAGACAGUGCGGUAUUUCAGAAGACGAAUUAACGCUACCCAUGUUAGACAGGGUGAGAAAUGGAGUUAUCACAGGCAUCGGAAUACUCAGAGAGUAUAGUAAAGUGGUUGGCUGUCGUGCAAACGAAAUUCCUUUGCAUGGUAAGUUUGAAAGAUUCCAGAUUUUCCCCAUACCAGAACUCUGUCCCUAAGUCUUCUCCAGCACACAAUUGUCUCCAAGUGUUCCAAUGUUGCAACCCUGCCUGCAUCCGCCUCAUUAAAGAGCAGAUGUCAUUAGGCUAUCGGCCGACAACACCCCUCAACUCUGAAUACCUCGAGAUACCCUCUCUGGUUUAUGAAGUGCUUGGGGGGCGGCACUCCAAGUGGGAGUAAGGUCUGUCCGUGUCCUCGCUGACUCUAUCCUCAUGCCUGA
Molecule: messenger RNA, 1083 nt
Organism: Fusarium redolens
Lineage: Eukaryota; Fungi; Ascomycota; Sordariomycetes; Hypocreales; Nectriaceae
Exons: 1
Coding region: 104-862 (252 amino acids)
Source: RefSeq, a predicted model, not a curated record